CGGUCGCGCUCGGUCGGCGCGGCGGGGCUCGAGCGGAUCAGUCAUUCCGGGCCGGCGAAGAGAUGCUGCGCGUCCGCUGCCUGCGCGGAGGGAGCCGGGGGGCCGAAGCCGUGCACUACAUCGGGUCCAGACUCACUCGAGUCUUCCCAGGAUGGGUGCAGCGAACUUACCAGAGCACCCACGCGGCUGCGGCCUCCCAGACGGCCUGCGCUGUUGCUGAUGACAAUCACAAGGCCCCAGACCCUGUUCCCGAAGAUUGCCCCGUCUGCUCCUACAACGAAUGGGACCCACUUGAGGAAGUCAUUGUGGGGAGAGCCGAAAAUGCCUGUGUUCCUCCUUUUUCUGUUGAGGUCAAGGCCAAUACCUAUGAGAAGUAUUGGGGAUUUUAUCAGAAGUAUGGAGGACAGAAUUUUCCUAUGGAACAUGUGAAGAAAGCUAUUGCUGAAAUUGAAGAGAUGUGCAAUAUUUUGAAAAUGGAAGGAGUGACUGUGAAGAGACCUGAACCCCUGGAUUGGUCAACCAGAUACAAAACACCAGACUUCGAAUCCACUGGAAUGUAUGCAGCGAUGCCAAGAGACAUUUUGCUGGUCAUUGGGAAUGAAAUAAUUGAAGCUCCGAUGGCUUGGCGUGCUCGUUUCUUCGAAUACAGAGCAUACAGGCCUAUCAUUAAAGAGUAUUUUCGCCAGGGAGCCAAAUGGACAACUGCACCGAAGCCCACGAUGGCCGAUGAACUUUAUGACCAGGACUACCCCAUCCGCACUGUGGAAGACCGGCAUAAGCUGGCAGCUCAGGGCAAAUUUGUCACAACCGAAUUUGAGCCAUGCUUUGAUGCCGCUGACUUCAUAAGGGCUGGAAGAGACAUCUUUGUUCAAAGAAGCCAGGUUACUAACUACUUGGGUAUCGAGUGGAUGCGAAGACAUCUUGCCCCAGAAUACAGAGUGCACACCAUCUCCUUUAAAGAUCCCAAUCCGAUGCACAUUGAUGCCACUUUUAACAUCAUUGGUCCAGGUCUUGUGCUAUCCAACCCAGACCGCCCAUGCAAUGAGAUUGAUCUCUUCAGGAAGGCUGGUUGGAUGGUGAUUCACCCUCCAUUGCCCCUCAUCCCUGACGACCACCCACUGUGGAUGUCCUCCAAGUGGCUGUCCAUGAAUGUCCUGAUGUUGGAUGAAAAACGUGUGAUGGUGGAUGCCAAUGAAGCUCCAAUCCAGAAGUUGUUUGAAAGCCUUGGCAUCUCGACCAUCAAAGUGAACAUCCGCCAUGCCAACUCCUUGGGAGGCGGCUUCCACUGCUGGACUUGUGACAUCCGUCGUCGUGGUACCCUGAAAUCUUACUUCAACUAGUGCAGAGGGAUGAUUUUUAUUUCUUUAGAACUUGCACAUGGUUUGGUUUGCAUGAAAUAGGGUAGGAUGACCGACUUUCCCCUGAAAAAGAGGGCAUGAAUGCAUGAGCUGGGGUGCUUGGAACGGUGGCCCUUCUCCCGCUUCACACAUUGUGGGUGGGUGAUCCAACAGAGACUGCUACUUGCAGGCAGCUCUGCCCAACUGUGGCUCCCUGGCGGGGGUGCCCACAUGAUGCAGAUGCUCACCUGUUCAAAUAAAUGUGUCUUAGGUGCACACCAGGCCGGUCCCCUACAGAGGAAAGAACAACCUCAAGAAUGCCAAACAGCAAAUACACUUUUGGUAGAAUCCCAGAGUAAAGUUCCACUGAGAUCAAUGGGAUCUAACUGCAGCUUAACUUAACCUGGAUCCAAUCCUUUCUAUAUAGGUUUUGCAUCUUAAAGCAUCUUAAGGGUACCACCAAUGACAAAAUGUGUGAAGCGGCUCUUACCCUGAUCAGGCCAAAGUUGCAACACUUCAUCAGCACACCGCGCAGGUCUUCUGGCUGGCUUUUUGAAAUACAUUCUCUACAUCAGAACCUCCUCUUUAUCUUCUCUCUCAGGAUGUACAAAACUUGACAGUUCAGGCUGCUGAACUUCAGCUGGUGACACCUAUACAUCUAUCUCUGUUUGAAAUUCUCUCAGAAAGGCAGCUAGAAACAUUGGACCUGAGUCAAACAUUAAUAUUUUCUUUCCAGUUGAUAGUAUUUGUGUGUAUGUGUGCUUGUGUGUGUGUGUACCACCCUUCUUAAAAGCAAAGAUAGGACUUCAAAAAGAUUUUACAUAGAUAUAGAUUUUUACAAAUUUUAAGUAUAAUGCUAUUUUAAUUAGUCUAACUUUUCAGCAAAAAAGGAGCGAAAUGCUUGCACCAUGCAACGAUGUGAAUGUAACAAGGUAUGGGGAGAAAUUAAUUUGGUUUGCAUUUUAAAUAAACAUAUCUAGUUUCACACUUCAAACCAAUAACCAAACUGAAACUGAAUUAUCCUUCUAUAUUUGCACUUUUCUGAAUUUUACAAUGGAGGUCUCCAAUUAGAAUGUGUAUCAUUUGAAACAGAUAAAUAAUAUAUUGGUGAAAGUAACAGACAUGUAUUACCAGUGUACUUAAAUGCUUAUGAAUUGUCAUGCAAACUAAACCAAAACCUUUCCUCAAGUGUUCAAGACAAACCAGAUUUGAAACUGGAGAAAUGGGAAACAGAACGAAACCGCAGUUGACAGCUUUGGCCAUCCUUAGCCGGACCGACACAAGGAUGGGCAACCCAUGGCCCUCCUCGAAGCUGCUGGUCUAGGGGACCUGUUGGGUGGGGCUGGUGGGAGCCAGAGAGCAGCAACACUGGGAAGGCUGUGAGUUCCCACCCUGUCUGUAGAGCAUAUAUGCAUGGCGAAGGAUGGAGAUUACAAGGAAGUCUUACUUCUGGGCUUGCUUGGCAUCACAGUGCUGGGUGUUGGUGGUGCUGGAAGAAAGGUCCUACCUGUGUUGGAAUUCAAGGGCAUAGCCUCUUCCUCCAACCAUGGACAACCAUCGGGUGGACCUUGGAAUGGGGAGUGCCCGUCAAGAGGAGAAAGCAUGAGCCAGGUUGUUCCUUGACUCCAGCUGCUGUAUCAGGGGAAGGCCACUUGUGACCACUCAGAUGUUUCAGCCUAUAACUCCCAGGACCCUUCAUGGUUCGCUGUGCUGGUAUGGGGUGAGGGAAGUUGUUGGCUGAAACAUUUGGAGACCUCCCCCAGCCUCUAUGUUCACAUCGAUGCGAUGCUUUAGAGAAAUGGUGCUUUAAAUCUCCCAGUGUCUCAGUGCUUAAUGUCCAUAUUACAAACUGAUUGAUGAGAUAGCUCUAGUCUGAGAAAUACUUUUAUCGAAUUGUGUAUGCUCUCACUGAGUAUUUUAUGCAUCCUUUUCUUUGCUUUUUGUGUUAAUUUCCUCCCAUGAGUGCUGACAUGAUAUUUUGGUUUUAUGAACUUGUUUACAUAAACGAAGAUUUCUUAUUAAUAAUAAUCUCUAGCAGAUAUGCAAAUGGUGGAAACUGAAUAAUCAACACCAUCCGCAGUGUAAAAUAAAUUUUUAAUACUGAGUUUCUCAACAUGUGUUUUUAUGCCAAUAAA
This is a messenger RNA of Varanus komodoensis (Komodo dragon), 3472 nucleotides long. It is a transcript of the gene GATM, whose product is annotated as glycine amidinotransferase. Gene Ontology annotation, molecular function: amidinotransferase activity. Gene Ontology annotation, cellular component: mitochondrion. The record is from RefSeq and is a predicted model, not a curated record. The coding region runs from base 63 to 1340 and encodes 425 amino acids. Lineage: Eukaryota; Metazoa; Chordata; Lepidosauria; Squamata; Varanidae. Gene Ontology annotation, biological process: creatine biosynthetic process. The transcript has 9 exons.